Molecule: messenger RNA, 3225 nt
Organism: Aethina tumida (small hive beetle)
Lineage: Eukaryota; Metazoa; Arthropoda; Insecta; Coleoptera; Nitidulidae
Gene: Pgant9
Product: putative polypeptide N-acetylgalactosaminyltransferase 9
Exons: 9
Coding region: 429-2216 (595 amino acids)
Cellular component (GO): Golgi apparatus
Source: RefSeq, a predicted model, not a curated record
UCGGGCGACGGACGCGCGUGCAGCAACAGCGCUCGUUCAACAGUUUCUUCACUCCACUCAUCACAAUCACGCCGGUUUUCUCGUCUCUCGUUCCUCGUUGCACUUUGCUCGUUGCUCGUUGCUCGUUUUGUGUGUCCAGUGGUUGUUUGUUGUUGGUUGGUUGUUCUUCAUAUCGGAUAUUGGACUGCGGUGGCGGUUUUCUUAUUGUGGCCGUCGAACGGAAUUGCCCCCGAGGAAUUUCUUACGAAAAAGGACACAUCCCCUAAAAAUUGGCCAUGGUCCGAUUGUAAACAACGUUAUCAGCGUUUAAUAAGCAGGUGUUAUCUAUUCAAAAUGCUCAUACGAAAGCAAAAUAGAUAAGGAACACGGAUUAUUUGAAACACUGUGUUAGUAUCGGUCGGUGAAACGUGUCGCAUUUUGAUUAUAUCAUGGGGAUCCUGUGGCGAAAACGGUCCCUGCUCCUGAAACUGAUCGUGAUCGUGGGCACAGCCUGGUUCACGAUCGCUUUUCUGAUGUACACCGACAACCAGAGCGGCAGAAGGAUGUCGUUGCCCCUGGAGGGUAACCAAAUCGACAGGGAACGGCCAGUUGAGAGGGUGGUGCCGUUCCGGACCGACCGGGCGGAGAAGACGGAGCCGAAGGUCGAAAGGGAGAAGGAUUCGGUGUUUGGAAAUGUUUUGGCGCCGCCGGUCAGCAAUGCGGGCGAGAUGGGCAAACCCGUCAUUUUACCCACAAAUAUGUCUGCCGAUGUGAAAAAAAUGGUGGACGACGGUUGGCUAAAGAACGCUUUCAACCAAUACGCCAGCGACAUGAUCAGCGUCCACCGGUCCCUCCCGGAUCCCAGAGACGAAUGGUGCAAGGAACCGAACAGGUUUCUAGAUAACCUUCCCUCCACAUCCGUAAUCAUCUGCUUCCACAACGAAGCAUGGUCAGUGCUUCUGAGGACUGUUCACUCCGUUUUGGAUCGAUCACCCAGACAUUUAAUCGAAGAAAUUAUACUUGUCGAUGAUUUUUCGGAUAUGGACCAUCUCAAGGACCAACUUGUCGAUUAUUUCGCAUCCGAACCUAAAGUCAAAAUCGUUAGGGCAAAGAAAAGGGAAGGUCUCAUCAGAGCCAGACUGUUAGGUGCUGCAAGCGCCAAAGGGGACGUACUAACUUACCUUGACUCGCACUGUGAGUGCACCACAGGGUGGUUGGAACCACUCCUUGACCGAAUUGCGAGGGACCCGACCACCGUGGUGUGUCCAGUUAUAGAUGUAAUUGACGACACCACUUUGGAAUAUCAUUUCCACGACAGUGGAGGCGUUAACGUAGGAGGUUUUGAUUGGAAUCUCCAGUUCAACUGGCAUGCCGUACCCGAACACGAAAAGAAAAAGCACAAGAAUCCUGCUGAACCCGUGUGGAGUCCCACAAUGGCUGGAGGGUUGUUCAGCAUUGACAGGAAAUUCUUCGAAAAACUGGGCACCUACGACAACGGCUUCGACAUCUGGGGCGGCGAGAACCUCGAGCUCUCUUUCAAGACGUGGAUGUGCGGCGGUACCCUGGAGAUCGUACCCUGCUCCCACGUGGGCCACAUCUUCCGCAAGCGGUCGCCGUACAAGUGGAGAACGGGGGUGAACGUGCUGCGACGAAACUCCGUCAGACUGGCCGAGGUGUGGCUGGACGAGUACGCCAAGUACUACUAUCAACGUAUCGGAAACGAUAAGGGCGAUUACGGCGACAUCAGUUCUAGGAUCGAGCUGCGCAAGAACUUGGGUUGCAAGAGCUUCAAGUGGUUCCUAGACAACAUCUAUCCCGAACUGUUCAUUCCCGGAGAGGCUGUUGCUAGUGGAGAGUUCCGCAACUUGGGCCACGGAGGAAAAACGUGCCUGGACUCGCCGGCGAGGAAGAGUGACCUGCACAAACCGGUCGGGUUAUACCCGUGCCAUCGACAAGGCGGAAACCAGUUCUGGAUGUACAGCAAAACCGGAGAGAUUCGCAGGGACGAGGCGUGUCUGGACUACAGCGGCCAAGAAGUCAUUUUGUAUCCGUGCCACGGAAGCAGAGGAAACCAAUACUGGGAUUACGACUCGGAUACGUAUUUACUGCGGCACGGCAGCAGCAACAAGUGCUUGGAGAUAAACGAAUCGAAGACGAAACUGAUAAUGCAGCACUGCGAUCCGAAUUCGUUGAGCCAGCGCUGGAAACUGGAGAACUACGACCGCAGCAAACUGUGAUCCGCUUCUGGAACGAUGCUGAUGAACAAUAUCAUUUUUGCGACCGUGUACAGUUUUAUUGAGGCAAUUUAGUGCGGGGAAAAUCGAUAAUAUCAACGGGAAUCGGUGCAUAUCUUCUAAUCCUGUAACGUUCACAUAUCUGGGAAUCACCCCGCACCUCUCAAUUUUUCUAUUUGUAUAUAUUGAUCAUUUUUUGUCUAAUUUUGUGUCGCUGUUUUUAGGUCGAAUCAUAUUAGUGUGGUGACUUUGCUCGGCCCCCCCAAUAAUUCCAUAUACAUAUCCUAUUGAUUUUAGUGCUCAAUAUUAUUACUAUACAUUCCAAUUAAUUUUUAUAUAUACUAUAAAAAAACGAAAGAACUUGUUGUACUUAACUAAGUAAUAAGACUGUUUUUGUUUGUAUGAUUCCAUGAAUAAAUGUAAAUAAAAAGUAAGAAAAGAUUCCGGAAAAGAUUUCUCAUCCGAAAAGGGUUGGAGAUCAAUAAUGUGGAGGCCCCAUCUGUCGUCGAUCCAGGGUUUAGAGGAUGCUUGGCUAUAGUUCCCUGUUUUCGCAUCUAUCGAUUCAGUUUUUACUAGUCUUCCAACCCUGGACGAUGUUUCUAUUAAAUUAUUAUUAUUGUUUUUUUACAAACAUGUGAUAUAAGUUUGAACGAUCCGUGUUCUUGUUUAUUUCCUGUAGAUACACGUCAAUUACAACAGGAAUAACAGAUGUGUUCAAUAGUAACGAAAUUUUAGUCCUUUAUUGUUUUUGCUCAAUAUUUUUCGGAUCUGUUAAUAUAUAUAAUUUUUUUUUUUUAAAUUUCAAGCCAUAUUUUGUGUAUAUAGGGUGAUGUUAUUUGAUUUAGAAUUUAACAUAUUAAAAACCUCCCGAUGGAUGUAUUCAUAUUGUACUUAAGCGAGAGUAAAUGAAAAGUUUAUGUAUUUAUAUUAUGUAGGCCAGUGUAUUGUAUUUUUAUAAUGUGCCUUAAUUUUUUCUGUAUAUAAAACGUUAAUAAAUAUUAUGUUGAUAUUU